CUUAAUGAGUUAAAAAAAAAUCGUGAACUUGCCCAGCCUUGCAAGGUUAUUUGUAAUAUUAAAAUGCUCUGAUUUUUACAUAACCAUCUUUUCUGGCAGAAAGUGAAUUUAGUUGAUACUUUUUUCGGUGGCGCAAAAUAUUUACUCGUACUAUGGUAUACUAUAAUCUAUUCCUGGUAGUUGACCCAGUCGCUCGACAAAAACCGGUCGAGGCCUCGCAGGCUGCUGCGUUUUCGCGCUAGUGGUGAUCGUCGCCAGUAGCAGCUGCCUCCUACUACGACGAGCCCUGCCGAUCGCUGAACAUCGCUGACCAUCAUAGACCGGCGGUCUCCUGAACGUUCCAGCGGCACAAUAGUGGGUCAACUUACGGGGAAUAGAGUAUACGGACAACUUAAGACGAUAACCGAGCGGUGGACGAGUUUCCGUUAGAUCCCCAUCCGGCAAAGUCUAAACAAAAAUCCCUCGCGUCUGGUUGGCUGACUGGUUUUUGACUGUUACAAAAACGCGACGAAUGUGAGGAGGUCGCGGUGUUGAUAUGGGCGUGUCUUACCUACGACCUCGACUGGUCAUCAUCUCAAGUUUGUCGUAGUAUAGAUGGCAAGGCGAUGUGACUACCAGCGAUUACAACGGUACGCUACAUUACUAACCUCAAGCCCGCGCUCAACCUAUGGUAACCCCGGGUUUGGUUACUUAUUUUCAAAGACCUUAAAUGGUUAUAGGUUUGUCUCAUUAUAAUUAUACAAUGAAGAAAUUAACACUCAAAAUAAAACAAAAAUAGAUAAAGUAUUGUUAAUCAUUAGACUUGUUUUAUCUACCAUAUAAGUUGUUUAUAUUUUUUGUAAUUUUUGUAGUUAAAUGUAGAUAUUGGGGAAUUGUUUUAGUAAAUCAAGUCCUGUUUUAACAAAGUGUACUUGUUUUUAAAAUAUUGAAAACUAUGAAAUGUUUAAAUUGGUUUUUAGAAAAGAAAGUUUUCGGUUUGCUUAUGAUUUUUUUUUUGAUUUUUUCUUGAGCUGUUAUUAGUUUAUUACUUUCUACUAUCUUUAAGAUUUCCCGAGCCAAGCUGCUUUCCCAAAAUGUAGUAAUGACUGUGUCAUGGCAGUUUCUACCUAAAUAAUAUUAAUGUCUAAAAUUAUUUUGUGUUUCAGAACUGUAAGUAAAACUGAAGAAGGAAUAAAUACAAUUGAUACUAAAAUAAAACGGAAAAGAAAUAAAAACUGAAAAUGAUUUUAUCGAGAGUUUUCAAUUCGAAGGAACAGUUUUAAACGAUAAAUACUCUUCAGAAUUUAUUACUAUUAUGAAUUCGGACAAGAUAUCCAAUUUAAAGAACAUUCAAAUAACCUGCAAAGUGUGCGGACAAGACAUAUGAAGAUUCAUUCCAGUAAGAGAGAAAAGCCUUUCAUAUGUGACAUUUGUAAUAAAUCGUAUUAUGUUAAAUCACAUUUGAAAUCACACAUACUGAUUCAUAUUAAGGCCCAAGCCAGAAAAAAAUCAUAUAAAUGUGAUAUCUGUGAUAAAGUAUUUUCUCAAGCAGGGCAUUUAGCAAAUCAUACUAAGGCCCAUGCCAGAAAAAAUUCAUAUAUAUGUGAUAUCUGUAAUAAAGUUUUUGAUCAAAAAUGGUAUUUAAAAUGCCAUAUGAGAACACAUACUGCAGAAAAAUCUUAUAAAUGUGAUAUCUGUAAUAAACUAUAUUCUCGAAAAGAUAGUUUAAAAACCCAUAAAAAGAUACAUAUUGGAGAAAAGACAUUUAAAUGUGAUGUCUGUGGUAAAGGAUUUUAUCAAGCACAACAAUUAAGAGUCCACGUGAGAACACAUACUGGAGAAAAACCGUAUCAAUGUGAAAUCUGUGGUAGAUUAUUUAAUCAAACAUCAAAUUUAAGAAACCACAGAAUUACACAUACUGGAGUAAAGUCGUAUACAUGUGACAUCUGUAAUAAAGUGUAUUCUCGACCAGACGUUUUAAGAAUCCAUAAAAAGACACAUACUGGAGAAAAGCCUUUUAAAUGCGAUAUUUGUGACAGAGGGUUUGCUAUUAUAUCAAAAUUAAAUUUCCAUAGAAAAACACAUACUGGAGAAAAGAUAUUUAAAUGUUACAUCUGCAAAAAAAAGUUUAAUCAAUCAAUAGAUUUAAUGGUUCAUAGAAAGACACAUGUCACAGAAAAGCUAUUUAAAUGUAACAUCUGUGAUAGUACAUAUUUUCGUGCACAUGGUUUAAAAGUCCAUAAAAUGACACAUACUGGAGAAAAACCAUUUAAAUGUGACAUCUGCGAUAAAAGAUUUUAUCAAACAGCAAGUUUAAAAGUGCAUAUGAGGACACAUACUGGAGAAAAGUUGUUUAAAUGUACUGUUUGUGAUAAAUUGUUUUCUCGAAAAGAACAUUUAAAAAUCCAUACAAGGACACAUACUGGAGAAAGGCCAUUUAAAUGUGAUAUAUGUGAUAAAGGGUUUAAUGGGUCAGGUGAUUUAAAAAAACAUAACAGGACACAUACUGGGGAGAAACCAUUUAAAUGUGACAUAUGUGAUAAAAGAUUUUCUACAUCAAGUGGUUUAAGAGUCCAUAAGUGGAAACGUCAUUCUGAAGAGAUGAUAUAAAUGUGAAAUCUGUGAUAAAGAGUUUUCUAUACCAGACGGUUUAAAAAUCCAUACAAGGACACAUACUGAUGAAAAGUGUUAAAAAUACAAUCAUUAUAAAAUUGAUUCAAUUCAUAAAUAAAGCAGGUUCAGGUACAUAAUAUGUUGCAAUCCUCAGUUAAAUUCUGUGGUAACAGUAAUGUUAUAUUCUUCAUAUUGUUAGUUUUAACAAGCCAUUUUAUCCGUUUUUGUGUCUGUACAAUUUGAAUUAUACUUUCUAAAUUAAUACCUUUUAUUAUAUUUUUAUUUGUUUUUACAUUUAACUGUAAUACUACUAUAUUUAUAUUUUAUUCUAUUAUUAAU
Messenger RNA from Acyrthosiphon pisum (pea aphid), 2931 nucleotides. RefSeq names its product zinc finger protein 227-like. Gene Ontology annotation, cellular component: nucleoplasm. The transcript has a single exon. The coding region runs from base 1363 to 2589 and encodes 408 amino acids. The record is from RefSeq and is a predicted model, not a curated record. Gene Ontology annotation, molecular function: RNA polymerase II cis-regulatory region sequence-specific DNA binding; DNA-binding transcription repressor activity, RNA polymerase II-specific. Gene Ontology annotation, biological process: regulation of immune system process; regulation of cytokine production; negative regulation of transcription by RNA polymerase II. Lineage: Eukaryota; Metazoa; Arthropoda; Insecta; Hemiptera; Aphididae.